GCCAUUAUUUGUCCUUCAUAAGAGGACAAAUAGUGGAGGGCAGCAGGAAGCCAGGCAGAACCCUGAAGUGCUAAGGCAGAGAGAGGAGAGACAGAAGAGAUAAGAGGCUGAAGAGGGUUAACAUCAGCCUCCAAGUUAGCGUCCAAUUCUUGGUGAAACUCCCAGAGGGAGACUGAUAAGUCAUGAAGUUACUUGCCAUCCUUUUCCUUUGUUCCAGGCUGUUAACAAGUUUCGCCCACCAGGACCAACUGCAAGAAGUUGACUGCAAUGAUGAGGAUGUAUUUAAGGCUGUGGAUACAGCUCUGAAGAAAUACAAUAAUGGAAGCAACAGUGGCAACCAGUUUGUAUUGCACCGCAUAACCGAAGUCAUCAACACGGGAGACCGGGCAAUAUUUUAUUCUGUCAAGUACGAAAUCAAGGAGGGCGACUGUCCUGUUCAAAGUGGCAAAACCUGGCAGGACUGUGACUACAAAGAACCUGAGCAAGCUGUGAAAGGAGAUUCAUAUGAAAAGACCUUGUUUUAAUAACAAGGAAUCUUA
Molecule: messenger RNA, 539 nt
Organism: Myotis brandtii (Brandt's bat)
Lineage: Eukaryota; Metazoa; Chordata; Mammalia; Chiroptera; Vespertilionidae
Product: kininogen-1
Exons: 3
Coding region: 183-524 (113 amino acids)
Biological process (GO): negative regulation of endopeptidase activity; positive regulation of cytosolic calcium ion concentration; negative regulation of blood coagulation
Cellular component (GO): extracellular region; blood microparticle
Molecular function (GO): cysteine-type endopeptidase inhibitor activity
Source: RefSeq, a predicted model, not a curated record